Molecule: messenger RNA, 1182 nt
Organism: Penicillium subrubescens
Lineage: Eukaryota; Fungi; Ascomycota; Eurotiomycetes; Eurotiales; Aspergillaceae
Exons: 5
Coding region: 1-1182 (393 amino acids)
Biological process (GO): carbohydrate transport; transmembrane transport
Cellular component (GO): membrane
Molecular function (GO): carbohydrate:proton symporter activity
Source: RefSeq, a predicted model, not a curated record
AUGGGCUUCGGCUUCGACAACUCCAGGUCCUCUUGCAUCCCGUCCGAGAAACAGUCUGCUGGUACCGGUACGGGCUCUGCGGGUAUCAUCAUCGGUUGUCUGGUUGCUCCUUGGCUUUGCUCGAACCUGGGCCGUAAGCCGACGCUGUUAGUGAUGGCGGCCAUGUUGACCGUGGGUGUUGUUCUCGAGGCGUUUACUGUUACGUCCUUCUGGCAGCUGGUGGUCGGUCGCAUUGUGGCCUACUCUGGUAUUGGUCUCGCCUCCAAUGUGGUUCCUAUGUACCAGUCGGAGUGUGCGCCUGCAAAGAUUAGAGGUGCAUUCUUGACUGCAUACUCGUUCUGGAACACUUUCGGGUCCUUCCUGGGUACCCUCGUUGUUUAUCUAUGCCAGAACUUGACCAGCGAGUGGGCUUAUCUCACCGUCAUUCCCUGUCAACUCAUGGUUCCCUUGGGAAUCGCCUGCUCAUACCCCUUCCUGCCAGAGACACCGCGUUUCCUAGUUUACCAAGGGCGGUUUGAAGAGGUCGAAGCAGCCAUCAAAGACCUCUACGGACCCAACUACAAUGAUGUCAUCCUCAUUGCAUGUGGACUGGUCGCCAACGUCAUCUCCUUCUACACUUUUGACGGAAUUGGUCGACACACCGACAUGUUUUUGGGUGCUUUCAUCAUGGGAGCUAUGAUGUUGGGUGUGGGUGGUACCACUGCGAAUGGUCACUCCGUUCUCUCCCCAAUGACCCAAAACGGCUGCGUUGCCAUGCUGGUCUUGUGGUACUUCUUCUACGGUCUGUCGUGGGGUCCUGGCGUGUGGAUUCUCGGUGGAGAGAUCGGAACUGGUCAGUUGCGUGAGCACACUCUACUCCUGUCGUCACUGGGUAGUUUUGUUACCUCCGUCCCGAUCAACUUUGUCAAUCCUUACGUGCAGGCUGCGAUUGGAGAUCGUACCGCGAUCAUCUAUGGCGGUUUCUCUGUGGCUGCGACGGUGUUUGUGUACUUUUCCCUGCCUGAGACUAAGGAUCGCUCGCUGGAGGAGCUUGAUGAGAAGUUCCAGCAGAGGAUUCCCACACGCGAGUUUAAGGGCUAUGUGUGUACUGGUUUGGGUGCUCAGAUUCAGCACCUUGAAGACAAGGAGGAUGUGGCUGAAAAGAAGAAUAAGGAGAUUGAGUAUGUGGAGGCUGCUAUCUGA